GCAAUAAUCAAGAUGGCGGCACUCUCAGCUGGAUGAAUUGCUUUGAAAGUGAUUUGAAAAUAAUUCCUCAAACCCCGACUCUAUCGGAAAAGUCAAAAGGAUAUUUAACGGAUACCGACCAUUCUCUAUGACUGACGACUCCAAAUUUGCGAUAGUUUCUCCGAAAUCGGUUAAAUUAUACGCUGAGAUUGUUGGCGCGCAAGGUUUGACAGAUGACCUUGCAAGUUCUUUGGCGGAAGAUGUGACCUACAGACUUCGCGAGACCCUUCAGGCAAGUCUGAUCACCACAGGAUUUCUUUGUUGAGUUUAUAUUAAAUAAUCAUCUCGUAACUUGCAACAAACCCACAGAGCGCAUCUCAGUAUAUGAAGCAUGCCAAGAGAAGACGGCUCACAUGCGAAGAUUUCAACAAAGCAUUAGAAAGGAGCAGUACUGAGGUGACAAAUUAAAGCUGUGUUGUUAUUGCACUCAUGAAUAUUACGUGAAACGGAAGCAUGCGAAAUUUAAGGCCUUCACAAGUCUUCGACAACUUCGUUGUUGGGUUUUUGAAGAAACUCCAAACUCCGCGGCCGAAAAUUUUUCCUGGCAUAGGGUUACCCCCCGCAAAAAUUAGCCUCAGAAAUAGAAUUAUUUAAUUAUUACUGUAUUUUCUAUUCACCCUUCAGAAAUUGACGUUUAGAAUUUACAACAAUCCUCUCUCCUGACCCUCUCAAUAAAAUCUCACAGACCUAUAGUGAUCCCUUCAGGAAAUCUAACCCAUAGUGGGAGGGUUCAAGGAGGGGUGGUGGAUGCAAAAUGUAAUGGCCCAAGUGGGUGUAGAUAAAAAUAGAAGUUUGCUUUCAUAAUUAAUGCAGGAUACUCACUGAUAAACCUGAAUGAUAAACCACUGAUCCCUCAAUAAUGAUUGCUAUUUAUACCAAAGCUACUUGAGAACACCCAUCCUUUCAAAACUGGAUUGGAGUUUAGAAAUGGAGAAGAGCAGAGUUGUGCCAUAAAUCACUUAUGGAAUGCUUAAUACAGUUGUUCAUUUUCAAGAUUUAUAAUAAUAAUUAUCAUCGUGAUCAUAUUUUAUUAUUUUUAUCACUCAGCCCAUUUAUGGCUAUGGAUCCUUGGAGGACAUGGCAUUUCGAAGCACAGUGGCCAAAGAUGGAGAAAUUUUCUUUGUUGAUGACAAGGAGAUUGGCUUGCGAGAAAUGGCCAUGAAUGUUGCAGUUCCCACUGAUCCUGGACAGAGAACAGUCAAAGGUAAUAACUGUUUACAUUGUAUUUCAGAUUGCAUCAUUUUAGAAUGCAUCUUGCCUAGCAAAGCUGUGAUGUUCGUGAUGGAAUCCCAUUGACAGCAGUUUGACACAAUACCACAGUCAACUAUUUAUUUAGAAUGGACACCUUUAUAAGACCACAGAGCAUAGGGGCUGGGUGGGCUAUAGCCUCACCAAUAAUUUCACUGCAAUUUUUUUUGCAUUAAUUACAAAAGUAUUUCCAGUCUCUUUGUUAAAAGUGAAUGCCAUUUUCAUUGUUAAAUGUACGUUUAUAUGAAGAAAACUAACAGAAUGGCGAUGAACAUUUUACAAAACUUUCUCACGUUUGAUGGAAAUAAACAUGUUUCUGGUGGUUUUGAAAACUCUAAUUUUCAGCUAGCCCCACCAGUCCAAAAGAUGCUCCAUGAAUUUUCAAUAUGUCCCUAAGUGUACACCAACAAUUAAUUGGUCCCAGCCUUCAUUCCUUUUAUUUGAUUCUCUAUAAAACAGACUUAUGUCUAAGACAGACCACAAGUUAGUAAAAGUCCCCAUGUUUCAACCAUAAAAGUUUAACAGUAUUUUACUUACUUCACUUCAGGAUUGUUGUGAUUUUUUAGCUCUCUUGUUUGUGUAAAUUUUAAAAUUACUUAAGAAUAGACAGUGUAAGUUAUCAUAUAUUUUUUUGCUUAUCUUUCAGCCCAUUGGCUAUGUAUUGAGGGUUCAUUGCCUGUUGGAAGUCAUGCCCAACUAAAUGCUGGUACGUUUUUCAAAAACAGUCCAUUCCAAGGUGAAAGGGAAAAAAUAUGAUUUUCACAACAGUUACCAAAAAAUUAGAAAACAAAUGACUAAAAAUCAAGAUUUAAGUGUGAGUACACAGCCUUAUUUUGUGUGGUUUUGUUUACAAAAACUGUGUUAUUUCGUUCUUCAAUUCAACCUUAGGUCGAGGUAGCAGCACUAGUGAAAACGGAUCUGUGCGCAGCCCCCUGUCAGAGGUGAUAAAUUAGUUAAUUUACUGCCAUUUAUUAUAAGUAAACUCACCUUUGGAUGGUUGUCCACAAUAAUUAUUAGAUUUAGUAUUGUUCACUGUGGUAAUUAAAUCAUACCCAACAUUCCCUAUCAUUUUUUCAUAAUCAAAGAUACUCUAUUUCCAUGCACAGGUUACCAUGGUUACCCAUAGCCAUACCUGUCAAUACGAGUAGCAAGUCACUUAACCUGAGAGAGAAAUGGCAGGGAUGAUCAAUGGCAAUAUUGCAUAUGGGAAAUCCUUGUCACCCUUUUACAUAACUAUCAUCAAACAUGUCUGCCUCCCCUAAACCAAGGCAGAACUGGUGUAUCUUAAGGUCCAUGUUAAAUUCUUUACUUAAUUGUCACAUUCAGUUUUCACUACUGAUGUUCUUCCUGAUUAUUAGCUCCUUUGUCUACCUUAAGAUUAAGUACUUUUGAACCUUGUGUUUAUCUCUUUGUAGGCCUGUUUGAGUUAUUAUGAGCAGAUCACAAAGGCUGUCUUAGGUGAUGAGGACGAGUCCUGCAGAGUAUGUCUUCUUCAUUUUAAUAAACUGCUUUUCAGUCUGAGGUUUAUUGAUUGUUAAUAGAGAUGUGAAUCCCGAAAACCACAUGCAAUAAACAGCAAGCAUUUUGAGUUCAACAAUAGUUGAUAGAUACACCUUGUUCAUCACAUAUUGAUAACAAGUACCACAGUGGGCUACUGUUCAGACAUGCUUUCACUUGAGUGGCCACUCUUUAGGAUUUAAUCCCAAAGUUAUAACAGGGCUCCAACAUGCCUUGAAAGUCCAGUUGAGUUUAAAAGUCAAAAUUCAACUUGCUUUCUUAGUAUGAGAUUCUGGAAAACUGCCAACCUACCCCUCCCCUAAUCAAACAUUUUUCCCUUAGUAAGAAGUCAGUGUCAAUGUGGGCUUAGGGGAGAGGUGGUUGGAAAGAUUCAGAUGACCGUUUCCAGAUUCUCAAGUGACUAAUAAGUCUAUAAACAUGUCUGUACAAAAGUUUCAUACAGAAAGGAGAUGAUUUAAGCACUUUUCAAUAUUGAUUUACCUUUCUGUUUAAAAGGAGUGAGAACCAUCUGGAACCACGUUUAUAAAUUUUCUGGUGAUUACUACAUUGUCAUGUAGUUGUGUCUGAGCUGACACUUACAUAUGUCUGAGUUGCUGGCUUAGUUCUGGCCUAAUCUGUAUUAUUUUUCUUCUCCUUCAUUCACCAGGUGGCUCUAAGUGAUUUGAGGACUAACCCCAAGAUUUCCUCUUUAUUGGCAUAUUUUGUGAAUUUCAUUGCAUCAGGAGUAAGUAAAAUAGCCAUCUGGAGUAGAGGAGAGUAGUGUGAUAUCGCAUUACCAUGGUAGCAAAAUUUCUGGAUCUCAACAAUCUUUCUUGACAGAGACGUCCCUUUACAUUGUCAAACCAUCAAAGAAAAGUAUGGGAUACUGUUUUGUUCCUGAGUGCAAUGAUGCACAGGAAAGUCAUACAUGUUAAUUUUUUUCAUUUUUUUUGCCAUAUUUGCAGGACCACGGUUUCUUGAGGUCCUCCAGAGUUUUUGCUACAAUGGCAACAUGACAUAAUGACUUCUCCUCUCUAUUAUUUUGCUGUUGUUACUAGGAAAACAAGAAUUCUGAAGGAGUUUAGGAAUCAGAAUCAUAUUAUUAUUCUUUUGUACUGAUCAGUACAAAAAGAAAAUCAACAGAAAGGUUGAUCAUUAGAUAAGUACUGUGUAAUAAACCUGCAGGAGUGCUUUAUCAGGUUUAACACAUGAGGUGGGAAGUUUCAGAAUUUAUGAAGCACAAAAACUGAUGUAGAUCUAUUCCUUCUUGCACUAAUUAUUUUUAUUUGGGGUUAUAUUGGACAUAAAGAUUCGCCCUUUUGAUAUCAGAUAGAAAGGAAAGGACAUUAAUGAUCUCAAAGAUGAAAAUAAGAGCCUUGAUUUCAAGACAAAUACAUAUCAUUCGCAUUAUGAUAAUCAGAAUGACUAAAUCAGCCGUAAUGGUGUCAAAGAAUUUUGCUCUUAUGGAACAUGAAUUUCAAGUUAUCUUAAAUUGGUUUGUUUACUGUGGUUUGCAUACCCAUUUGCCCCUCAAAAAGCUCCUUUUUUCUGAUGGCAAUAGUAUUUUUCAGGUGAAGUCCUACAGCCAUGACUUAACACAGCUGAGCAAGCUACUGAGUAUGGUUAGAUCACUGAUUGAAAAUCAGUCCUUGUUUUUGGAACCCUAUGUAAGCAAUUUGAUUCUUGUUUUCGUUUUAGUUUUAGUUUUCCUGUUAUGUUUUUGGCAACUUAAUACUGAUAACAACUUUACCUACCUAGAAUUGUUAACUGCUGCAGCCUACUAAGUUCGUCAGUUUUUCGCUUGUCUCUCUCUCCCUCUUGCACUUUUUCAUCAGAUGUGCAAGAACAUAAACAUCAGUAGAUAUUGAACAAUAGCCUUGCGAUAGACUUUUUGAAUUUUAUCGUCUGUUUAAUAAAUUAGUGAGUAACUCAGACUUCCUGCGUACUACUUAAGACUUCCUACAAACUUAUUUUUGUUUUUUUCUUCUGACCUACUUUAUGGUAGUUUUAGAUUUCCUGCAUACAUGUACUAUUUACCUGUUGAAUGCUUCAAGUACAUGUAAUUGAUUAGCUGAAUUAGUAUAAUAAAUGAGUUUUGCCAGUUUUAUCAAUACACUUGCCCUCUUUUAAUUCAUACCGGCACUUGAUUUCAGUUACGAUUGGCUGCACACGCCUUGUUCAUUGUGAUUGUAAAACACAAAAACGCUUGAAUUUAUUUCCUCGUCUUGCCCUUGAAUACUUGACUUGAAGUGAACGUCUAUCGCGUUUGUUGUUUAACAAAGGAAAUAAAAGAAACACGCUAGCGUUAAAAUUAAUGCAAAGUUAAUAUAAUGAAGUAGUUUUAUAACGUUGCAUGAUAUAGCGUAAUAUAGCGAGGGGAUUUACGGUCGUGUCGCCUACGAGUCAUUUCGCCAACGUCCACUUCGCUAACGCCUUAAGUCCUUUCGCUAACGUAUAACGUGUAGAACGAGGUAUAUGUGUAUCGCACUCUUUCGUAUCAUGGCGCAAAGAAAGAGGCAAGCUCGCUCCCAGGUUCCCUCUAGAGGACCCUGGGAACGAGGUACACGUUGAGUGCUGGUUUCGUUUCAUAAAAGGAAUGACUUAAGACAUUAGCGAGGGCGACGUAAGCGAUUCAACGACCUAUAGGCGAAACGACCGGUCGCCAGCGAGGGUUUUGUUCUGACAGUCUACAACCUUUCUCUCCCUUUUAUACUGUUUGGUGAAAUUAUUCUGUUCGUUUUCGUAGGUUAUUCAGCUUGUCACAGCUGUCAUGUAUUGUUUGCUUGAGUCUCUUGCUGCCUCCCUUAAUCCACAUAAUGAUCACUGGCGGCUGAGGGAUGAGGCAGCCAACAUUCUGGCUCGCAUCAGUAGGUACGGGUUACUACUUCUCUAUUCACUCUGCUACCCUGUCAAAUGGUCCUGACUGCUCUCUCGCGCAUGCAUAAGGUGCUGGUGUGUGCUUCAGUGCUGAAUUUGGUCUUGCUACCCCUUACAACGAAUUACGAUCGUUAAGGAAGUAUUUCAGUUUGUUUUUAAAACUUUUAUUGAUCGUGUAUGCCUGAUCGUUUUACCCGUCGCAGUUUGACUUGCAUGCUUGCUUACUGCUAUGCUCUACAGUGCUACAGUGUAAGUUAAGAUCUUGCUUUCUUGCAUUCUCGUUCCCAGAGCCCGUCGUUUCUUCUGGUCACGUGGUCCGUUACAAAUUAAUCCGAGUGUCUCUAGGGACGAGAAUGGCUUUCUUGCAAUCCAAGUUUUGUUAGUCUAAAUUGUGACUUCGGGCGAAUCGACCCAAUUCCAGGCGAAACAACCUGGAUACCCUUUACAACCUGUCCCUGAGAGAUAUUGCCUUUUAACCUAAGAAUUUUGGUAAAGAUCGGUGAAAUUAAUUUUGAUUUACUUCUAAGCAAUGCUCCACUGUCAGUCGACCCGAGACAGGUUUUUCACUUCGUCCAGUUAAAAAAAUAACAUAAGCCUCAAAUGUGUCGUGGGCUGGUAAAUAGAUUUUUCUCAACACAGAUGGUUAAGGGAAAUUUUUCUGAACUUUCUGAAAGUCCAUCACUACGAGUCGUAUGUUGUUUUUUUCUCCAAUCCAUUCUCUCUUCCUUCUCUCUCGCCAUAUAUUCAGGACCUACAAAAAGUAUUAGUUUCCUAUCGGGGGUGACGAAUGCUUCCAGUUGAAGGGGCCCUUCUUUAAGCUCACUAUUUUCGGUAGGCAAUGACGACCAACACAGUAUUGACGGCGCUAAUUCUGCUUGACUCUAUUUCAUCCGUUUGUUUGUCUACAGGAAGUGCAGUAAUCCUGUUAACUACCUAAAACAGCAGCUGUUGAUGACGCUUCAAGAAGUGUUGUUAGAUGAUGGCCGCCCUUUCUGUUCACAUUAUGGUGCAGUAGUCGGACUGACUGAGUUGGGGCCAGAGGUAAAAUCAGACUGUUUACACUCGCAGUUUUGUAUUUUCUCUUGUGAUUGUCGAGAGUGAUCACCAAAUUCCAGAGGCCCCGUCCAUUUUUCAUGUGGAGAACGCCGGAAGUCUGUAGAGAGUGUAAAUUAGCCUCCCAAGAUUUAAUUUCCCUCAUCAUCAUGAAAUCUCGACAUCUGUUAGCCUGUCAAAUUCGGCGAUUGAUCUCGACAAUCACACGUAAAAUAGGGAACUGUAAACAUUCAAAUAGUGACUUUUAAAACUUGAUUAUAUUUUCCGUUAUUGUUAGUUCCUAAAGUAAUCUAACGGCAUGUUAUUUGGUUGUUUGUUUCAGGCACUAGAACAGUUUGUAAUGCCUCAUCUGCGCACAUACUGGAAUCAGCUACAGCAAGUUCUAGACGAUACCACCCAGUCGAAUGCUCUUUUGCAAGAUGAAGCCUAUCAAGUUUAUGGAGCCCUUCUUGUAAGAAAAGUGACAGCGCCUCUUCAUAUUAUUGGUAGUUACCCAGAAUUAGAAUUAGAUGCGAGCAAAUUUAGCUUGGCUGGGAUUGUAAAAAAAGAGGAAUCGUGUAAUUAGGAGACUGAGCCAACUUAACCUUAUUUGAUAAAAGUAGUGAAAAACUUUCUAUCUUGUUUGCAUAAGUUUCAGGUUUUGCUCAUAAAUGGUCAUGCACCUGAAGUAGGUUAGUAUUUCUCUAGCUGUCAUCUUGACAUCGAAAGACGUCUAGUACACGCAUCCGUUCUUGAAGGAGAUCCGGAAAGAAACCUUUUGUCUUUAUCUUAGUGCUGGGUUGUCUUCUGUAAUGCAGUUUUAUUUGGCACAACCAUGCACUGACUUAAAAUAACGUGUUCGAUAUUUUCCUUCUUCAGCAGGCCGCUGGAUGUCUUUUGAAAUCCAAACAAUUUGGUGUGCCCAUCUCCUCUCUCGGGACUCAAGUCAACAACUCGCACCCAUUCUUGCGCAGCAAUCUGUCGCCGUGGGCUGGGACGAGCGUAAUUCAGCGCCCAGCUGCCGUGGGCUCUACGCGAUCGCGGUCGAGUUCGACCAGUCUUGCAUCCAACUCUCUUCAAUUGUACCAACAACUCUACGAGGUGUUUGGAGAUAGUUUAGGGCCCAGAAUUGCACAUAACAACUGGCAAGACGCUGCUGUAACGAAGAACAAUCAGCUGCGGAUGCAACCAUUUGCGCAUGCGUACUUUCCAUUACGCCCGCUCGCACGUGAUGCUAAUGUGAUCAAAGAAAUAAUAAUCAAAGCGAGAGAGAAGCUACGGCUAGUGAGACCCCAAACACCGGCGCAAGGAACCAAGAGAAAAAGAACGACCAGCGAGAGCGGUUCAGCUCAUAAGACUUCAGAGAAACGGGCAGGAACAAAAGCUAAACGCAUUUGCAUGACAGUAAGCCCUGCGCGAGCGAGAAUUCAACAAGUCCCAAUGGAUUUAGACCCUGAAGAACCCAGUCCCUCACGAAGCUCUAAGAGGGGCGGUCACAAGGCUUUUGAAGUGCCAGGGAUACAAGCACAAGGAGGCCGGAAACAUUCGAAGAGAGCUAUUGUUACCGAACGCAUACGUAGAAAGUUUAGAAGAGUCAACCCUUCUUUGAAUAAUACGGCGAAGUAUGAUUAUCAUUUAGGUGUAAUAUUAUAGUGUUUCGCUCGCAUUUUUUGUUAGAUACCAUUAUUACAGAACAAAGCUAGACUCGACGCUUUUUGGUGAAACAUGUAGUGGUACGUAUCACUGUCGGAACAGAAAAGUGGUAACUUUUGUCACCUCAUUGAGAGCUUUAAAUAUAUUUGUCAAACUCAUAACUAUUUAGUAGGCAUGUUGUUCAAUAAGGUUCCGUCCAAAUCCAGAUAUUUUUGAAAACGGAGAUUUUUUCAUCCGUCUUAGCCUUCCUUCCACACGUCAACGGCGUUUUCGGACACCAAAAGCGCAGUUUUU
Porites lobata is the source of this 8640-nucleotide messenger RNA. NCBI's taxonomy places the organism in Eukaryota, Metazoa, Cnidaria, Anthozoa, Scleractinia, Poritidae. The record is from the annotation of a GenBank genome assembly.